Messenger RNA from Pyrenophora tritici-repentis Pt-1C-BFP, 1728 nucleotides. Its product is annotated as Herpes-BLLF1 multi-domain protein. NCBI's taxonomy places the organism in Eukaryota, Fungi, Ascomycota, Dothideomycetes, Pleosporales, Pleosporaceae. The record is from RefSeq and is a predicted model, not a curated record.
AUGUUUAUCGAUACCGCCACUGCGAACAGCCGGUCUUCCAGGCCCCAAGUCAUCAUUUCCCCAUCGCCGUACAAUGAUGGAGAAGAGCCGGAAAUGGACGCCUUUGUGGGACAGGCAUCAGAUGCGCCGCCCCCUACCUAUCUCGAGGCUACUACACCCGGUCUUUACACCAGCCGAAUGAGUGGAGAAGAGGGCGCCAGACUGCUGUCCUUUGACGGGAGGGAGGCGAGGGAUGCAACCUACAAGGAAGAGCAGUACGCCAGAAAGACUUUCAGAUCUCAGUGCUGUAUGAAGAGAAAUUGGAUCAAGUCGCUGGGCCUGCUGCUGGGCAUAAUGAUGCUGUCUGCCAUGUUGGCUCUAAUGUUGGCAGCAGUGGCUGUGCGAAGUGACAAGCACAGCAAGGUGGCUAGCGUACCACAGUCAGCUCAAUCGGCACAGGACGAGGCAUCAUACCCACAGGGAUUCAUCGAUGACGACUCCGACAAGCCAGACCUCAUCGCCAUCCCGUGGCCAUCGCCGUCUGCUUCAUCGACAGCACCGAAACAAGUCUUCCCUAUUCGGUGGCCAGCCAAGUGUGGAAAGCAAUACAAUGUCAAGACGGAAAUGUACGACUUCACCAACUCCAAGGAGCUCAACAUUGAGGAAGCCAUCCACCAGCUCGAUGGCCCAUACAAGCGUGUAGCGGGAUGGAUUCACGUUGCACGAGCACCAGAUGAGCAAGCACCAGGCACAAUCCAGGUGAAACUCUCAUAUGCAGUUUCCACAACCAUAGACGUCAACAGCGUCAAGUACUCUCAGACACCAUCAGGACUGGUUAUUGGCGACCCGACGUUCCCAGACGGUUUUGAUGGUGUGCGACCAGGCACUGCCUGUCUCGGCAUGUCCCUCGUCGUCUUCAUGGCACCAGGGGCUUCUUUGGAAAACUUGAAGGUGUCUUCGCUUCACAUGGGAAUGCAGGUACACAGCGGCGCCAACUUUAACGUCACAGAUACCACGUCCAUCUCCCUCACCACCGGCACCCUCGACGCCAUCAAAUUCUCCUCGAGACAGACGCAUCUGCAGACCAUCUCCGGCUCGAUUAGCGGAAAGUACGCCCUCAUGGAUCUCCUCUCCGUCACGACAAAGAGUGGAUCCGUCAACAUCGACAUCGAGCCCCAAGAAGCUGAGCCAGGAUCAACUAACCCUGCCGUCUUUAUGGUCGACUCACUCUCGGGUAGUAUCCGAACAGACUUCAAGCGCAAGCACAUCCCCGAGCGCGACUACCAGACCUACAUCAACACGACUGUCGGCUCUGUCGACGGAACCUUCAUCCACGGCUCAAAGACGGAGAUCAACUCCAUCGCCGGUCUCGUCACAGCAGACAUCCUUCCCUUCAAGUCCAAAGACUACAAGUCGGAGAUUUACACACAUACGCGUUCUGGAAAGACAGCACUGACCCUCCGCACGCCAUACAAAGCGAGGCGGGUGCCGAUCAGCGGACUCACGAGCACCCAUAAGAGCACAUCGGGUGAGAUCGUCGUCACCUACCCGCAAGAGUGGACUGGAAUGAUCGACGGCACAUCAAUGAACGGGGAAUUGCACCUCCAAGGCAAAGACCUGGAGUUGCUCAAGGAGAAUGACACGCCAGGCAAGAACCAUGUCGAAGCAAAGAAGGGGAACGGGGCCAGUAGUCUGACCUUUGACACUGUUAGUGGAGGCUGCGAGAUCAAAAUUGGGAAGCUGAAAUGA